Thamnophis elegans (Western terrestrial garter snake) is the source of this 859-nucleotide messenger RNA. RefSeq names its product pancreatic progenitor cell differentiation and proliferation factor (gene PPDPF). The record is from RefSeq and is a predicted model, not a curated record. NCBI's taxonomy places the organism in Eukaryota, Metazoa, Chordata, Lepidosauria, Squamata, Natricidae. Bases 207 to 551 code for a protein of 114 amino acids. The transcript has 5 exons. Gene Ontology annotation, biological process: multicellular organism development; cell differentiation.
GAGCGCGGCGCCUUCCGCCUUUAAAACCAUCGUCGUCUGGGUGUCUUUCGUGGUCGUGGAGACUCGCAGCAUCUCCUUCGCAAAUGGGCUCGCCCGCCUAGCAGUUGCCUUCCUGAGCCAGGUCACCUGUGGUCUCAAGCCGUCGGGAUUCUGAACACUAAGACUUCAAGGAUUUACAACUUGCGCAAGAAAGAAGAUCAAGAAACAUGGCAGCAAUCCCGUCCAGUGGCUCCCUUGUGGCAACCCACGACUACUACCGAAGACGGUUGGGUUCCACCUCCAGUAACAGCUCCUGUGGAAGUGCUGAGUACUCCGGAGAAGUCAUCCCGCACCAUCCAGGUCUUCCCAAAUCUGAUCCUGGACACUGGUGGGCUAGUUUCUUCUUUGGGAAACACACCCAUCCAGUGAUGACAACUGUAUCGGAAUCUCCAGAGAACUCAGGAACCUUCCAGGUAGCCAAUGGCAUGAUCACCUGUGACCUGGCCCAGGAAGUCAUGAGGAAGCGUCACGCCAGCGAACCAAGCAAAUCCAGCGCGGGUCCCACAGCGUGAGGAAGGCUGGCGUUUCAACAACUAAUGCUUCUGAUUCAACCGCUAGGGGCUAAAGCCCAUUUCCCACCCCCCUUUCCCCAUAGACUAGUUUAGGCUGCUUCUGAGUACAAUUAAUUUAGACGUAGGGUUUUUAUAAAAAUGAAAACGACAACUAUAAAAAUAAAAAAUUCCACACAUACCAUUCUUUUCUACUCACUUGGGGAUCAACACAACUACGUCACUUUUUUCCACCGCCUUGAUAACGCGUUUUUUCUUUCGUUUUGUACUUGUUAAAUGGGGGACUAAUAAAAUCUGAGCAGCCUUUUAAA